Molecule: messenger RNA, 1319 nt
Organism: Nerophis lumbriciformis (worm pipefish)
Lineage: Eukaryota; Metazoa; Chordata; Actinopteri; Syngnathiformes; Syngnathidae
Source: RefSeq, a predicted model, not a curated record
UUCUGUUCACACGUGACAUCACUUCCUGUGCAGAGCUUCCAGAGGUGUUCCUCCUCCAGAAGACGCCAUCCUCUCCAGUCACCUGCAUGGCGACAGGUUUCUACCCCGACUUAGCCGACCUGUUUUGGAGGAAAGACGGCGAGCAGAUCUUCGAGGAUGUGGAGCACGGAGAGCUGCUCCCCAACCACGACGGAACCUUCCAGAUGUCGGUGGAGCUGAAAGUGGAGGUGACGGCCGAGGUGGAGGGCAAGUACGAAUGUGUGUUCCAGCUGUCUGGCGUCAAGGAGGACCUGGUCACCAAGCUGGAGAGAAGAAGCAUCCUGAGCAACGCAAGCCAUGAAGACAACUGGAGCGUCGCCCUCGCUGCCACGGCGGCGGUCGUCGCUGUGGCGGCCAUCCUGGCGGCCAUCAUCAUCGUCAUGGUCAGGCGUCACAGAAACAGACAAGGUGAGGGACACCAAUGUCCUCCGUCUUCUUCUUCUUCUUCUCGGUCCAGGCCGUGAGUUGAUGCUUUCAUCCGGGCUGCAUGUUUUAGUUGCCUUCCAGCCAAACACUCAAAGAUCCACAGAGACAGAGCGCACACUCUCACAUAGAAAGACGUGAGGAAAAAGUCCAUUUCACCUUGUUUCACUUUCAUUUCAGCCCAGUACGAUCCAGCUCGUAAGUAAAACAUCUUUUCUUUGAGCCGCAAGAAACAAAGCCGUGGUGAAGCGUCACUCACAUGGAGGUCUGAUGUGGACCUUUGUUACAAGUUUAGCCUGAAAAUCCCAACUUGAGCUGACUCCUUCACAAUAAAAGACCCUCCUGUGAGCACACGCAAUACAAAGUGUGGCAUAUCUCACGUUUGACAUGAGUCCUCAUGAUGAGGAUCAGCCAAAUGAGACCUCAAGUGUGCUGACUCAUCAAGAAGGUAUCCUAGUCAGGAAGUAGAAGAGCAGCACUCUGCUUCUUCAUGUUUCCAAGUCACACCUCAAAGAUCUGAUGUGAGUGACGAGGCACCUUCUGGAUGUUCUUCCUUCACCGUUUGCGUUUGUCCCGCAGCUCGCCACGGCGGCGUGGAGCUCUCCGAGAGGGUGGCGGCUGAAGGCUGAGUAAGUCUGCACCUCCAAAUGUUCUUGUGUGAAGAUGAUGUUCAACUUGCUUCUGUUGGGAAUGUGCUGAGUCAUCUUCUUCCUCCAGGAUGCUUUGUGCACUGGAACACAGAGAGAUGUCUCCAUCGCUGAGGGACGUCAUGGAGAUGUGCUUUGUUCUUCAUCCCACUGCUCCUCACGCUAUUCCAUCUAUUCUUCUUUGGCCGUUAAAAUACUUUCAACAUCAAA